AUGGCUUUCAGGCGCCCAUUGACGCUGUCCGCAGCGUCGGCGUCCCUGCUGUCUUCCACAACGGCAUCCGCUCAAUCCCGAGCUGCUGCCGCGCUGCCUCGGUUCGCUUUCACCCGGGCCUCCUCGUCUUCCAGCUCGACUGCAGCUCUAGCCUACAAGGCAUUGCACCGCCGGUCCCCCCUGCCCCUCCCCGUCAACGAUGCCUCUCCCCAAUGGGAUGCCCCGACGGCCGUCUCCUCGAUUCUCUACGAGACCCCCGUGCCGCCCACCAACCCACCCAAGCGCCACAUCCUGAACUGCCUGGUCCAGAACGAGCCCGGUGUUCUGUCCCGCGUGUCCGGCAUUCUCGCCGCCCGCGGCUUCAACAUUGAUAGUCUGGUGGUCUGCAACACCGAGGUCGAGGACCUGUCGCGCAUGACCAUCGUGCUCAAGGGCCAGGAGGGUGUCGUCGAGCAGGCCCGUCGCCAACUCGACGACCUCGUCCCCGUCUGGGCUGUCCUGGACUACACCGACUCGGCCUUGGUGCAGCGUGAGCUCCUGCUCGCCAAGGUGUCCAUCCUCGGCCCGGAGUUCUUUGAGGAAUUGCUCCAGCACCACCGCGAGAUCACCGCCCCGUCAGAGGAGGGCCAGCCCAAGCACCAGUCGGAUGACUCGAAGAACCCGGAAUUCCACCCCCGCCACCUGCCGUCCAGCCAGGCUCUCCGUCACAAGCACGAGCAUCUGGAUGCCAUCACCCGUCUGACCCACCAGUUCGGUGGCAAGAUCCUGGAUAUCAGCACCAACAACUGUAUCGUGGAGGUCUCCGCUAAGCCUUCCCGUAUUGACUCCUUCCUCAAGCUCAUCGGUCCCUUCGGUAUCCUCGAAUCCACCCGCACCGGUCUGAUGGCUCUGCCCCGCUCUCCGCUCUCCGAGCCUACCGAGGAGAUCGAGAAGAAUGCCGCCGAUGUUGUUGACGCCAGCACCCUGCCCCCGGGCUAA
Penicillium riverlandense is the source of this 978-nucleotide messenger RNA. Its product is annotated as acetolactate synthase regulatory subunit. The record is from RefSeq and is a predicted model, not a curated record. Lineage: Eukaryota; Fungi; Ascomycota; Eurotiomycetes; Eurotiales; Aspergillaceae. Gene Ontology annotation, molecular function: acetolactate synthase regulator activity. The transcript has 2 exons. Gene Ontology annotation, cellular component: acetolactate synthase complex; mitochondrial nucleoid. The coding region runs from base 1 to 978 and encodes 325 amino acids. Gene Ontology annotation, biological process: branched-chain amino acid biosynthetic process.